Nicrophorus vespilloides is the source of this 1374-nucleotide messenger RNA. RefSeq names its product ras association domain-containing protein 9-like. Bases 54 to 1301 code for a protein of 415 amino acids. Lineage: Eukaryota; Metazoa; Arthropoda; Insecta; Coleoptera; Silphidae. The record is from RefSeq and is a predicted model, not a curated record. The transcript is spliced from 6 exons.
CACUGAUUUUUCUCAUACCCUAUGCCGUUCAGAUCACCACCCUUUCACAGAACAUGAUGUGGAUUGAUGAGACUAAUCGAGAAAACGAAAGUGGAUCGGAUAGCGACACCAGCGGUGAAGAAUUGCCCAUAUGGGUGAGGGGAGAGCAACGAUGGGUGUCCGGAGUUGUCGAGGAGACCACAUGCCAGGACAUCAUCGGUGUUUUACUUCACGAUGAAGAGAAUAGGGGGAAGCAGGUCGGAACGGUGGAGGAUUAUCAUAUUACCGAGAGAUGGAGGGGCGUUGAACAGCUUCUGGAUCCGUACGCUAACAUCUUGCAUAUUUGGAACGCAUGGGGAACGGCACAACCUGAGGUGAAGAUCUCGCUGAGGCGAAUCAAGAACGAAGGCGGCAGCAAUCUGAGUAGGAAGUCGAGGUACAGGUCGAACGCGAGUCUACUGUCGGAGAGGAGCGCCUUCAAGACGAUCCAUCCGAAGCGACUGGCCGCGUUGCAGAACGAGAAGCAACCGUCCAGCACGGAGGAGCUGCUGAAGUUGGUUCUAGCUCAAGGUAAAGUCAUCAGGAAACAAUUAAAGAAAUUAAGGCACAGCGAACAUCAGAUCGGUUUCCUGGAAGAUAAAACGCACAAGGCUCGCAUCCAGAAGCACGGACGGAAUUACCUUUUGGAAACGUACUUGAAGGGAUUGUCUGAAGCUGUCGAACCUGAAUUGGAUAAUAUCACGUUGGCGGAUAAGAACAGCGACAGCGGAGUGCUCACUGAAGGUGACAGCGAGCAGUCUAAUAACAACAAUAAAUUGGACACUGAGAAUUCGUUUGAUCGUUUCUCGUCGCCUUCUUCGCACGAGUUCAGCAAAGAUCUCCGAGAUGACGACACCAGUUCUACGAUCAGCGAGGCCACAGCUAAGGAGCAAAUCGAUCUUUACGAGAGAAUCGCCAAGCUGAAUAAGCGUCUCCUGAAGGAGGAGGAAGCCCUGGCGCGACUGUACGCCAGCAUGAAGAAGUACAACAAAACCAAAUCCGCGUCCGAAGACGUGAACAAAUCCCUGACGCAUCUGCGAACGAGGAUGGCGAAGAGCUCGUGCGAGAUGCAGCACAACGAAGUGGUCCUUGAAGAAACAAAAGACGCUAUUGAGAGUCGUCGUUCGUACCUGGACACCCUCCACAGGGACCUCGUCAAUGAGGAUCAAGAGUUCGACAUGCUUCAAACUCUCCUCUACUCGAUCAAUUUGAAAGCGGAACCGAAGAACCCCGUCCCCCAUAAUUCUAAUUAUACCAAAGAAUUAUUAGAUACCUUAGUUUAACUACUACCUUAUGGUUAUUACUUACAUAUUAUUUCCAUUUUUAUACCAAAUAUUUUUGUACCUAAAAUUUUUU